CCGAUGCCAAGGAGGAUGGCCAGUUUAUCCGCCGAGGGUGUCGAAGCAGUCCUUCAUCUGGAGCAAAAGAAAGGACGUUUGUAUCUGAGAGAUUUGUUGGGGUGGAAGGAGUUUGACGAAGUUCGGGAUUUGCGCCGGAGCAUCCUGCUUGACCUGCAGUACCGCAGCCUGGUGUUUGCGGCCGAGAAGGGACUGCCCUGGCCAGCUGUGGCGGAAGUGGGGAAUCUGACUGGGGAGCUCUUGUGGGAGACCAAAGGUUUGUCCGUUUUGCAGGCCAUCCGAAUCCUCCAGGAUAAGCUUUCUGCCCUCCAAGUGACGCUGCUCCCUUCCCACCAGCGGGCCGUGUGCGAUUACUUCCACAACACUUUUGUCAAGCAUUAUUUGUUGUACCAGUUCGUGUUGACGCGAGAGAGAGACCGCCGGCAGACCUUUGCUAGUCUGGAGGUCCACGCUCCCCCUACCCCUCUCCCACUGGUGGAGGGCAUGGAUGUGUCUGUCUGGCAGUACCAGAAGCAGCUGGAGGCCAUUUCUGCGGCUGAAGAAGAAAAACGGGCCAGUUUGCGGCAGUUCCGAGAAACCCUGCAGGUAGAGAGAGAAAAUCUACUGCGAGCAGUGUACAGAAACGUCAGAAGGCAAGCAGAAGGCCUGAGCAAAGAGACUCUCAUUUCCCUGGUCAAAGAAGCCAUUAAGACCCAGAUCCAGAACCUCCAUGAUAUUAUCCAGCACGAGAUCCAGACCACCUUUGAAAUCCUGCAGCUGAAGCUCCAGAGGAAGGCUUUGAUGCUCAACCCGCCCGUCCCUUACCCACCACCGCCCAGUCCUGUCGACCAAGGGGGGAAAGGGAGCAAAAAUGCGAAGAAGCUGAAGCAGAAAUCUUCCGAAAAUAAGCAGCAGGGGGGAGAGAAAGAGAAGGAAGAGAAGAAGAAGAAGAAAAAGAAGGAGAAAUGAAGUUUGCCUCAUGAUUCAUUGGGGCAUCCCUUCUAAGAAAUAGAGAGUUUAGAAAAGGUGGUUGCUGGUUUUGGGGUCGUUCCUUCCCCCCCCCCAUUGAUACUUCACUUCCCAGAAUCCUUUGGUCCA
Pogona vitticeps (central bearded dragon) is the source of this 1077-nucleotide messenger RNA. The record is from RefSeq and is a predicted model, not a curated record. Lineage: Eukaryota; Metazoa; Chordata; Lepidosauria; Squamata; Agamidae.